Molecule: messenger RNA, 588 nt
Organism: Dermacentor albipictus
Lineage: Eukaryota; Metazoa; Arthropoda; Arachnida; Ixodida; Ixodidae
Source: RefSeq, a predicted model, not a curated record
ACAUUAAAGGAUGACGAGUCUUUCUACGAGAUCGACAUGGGAAACAUCCUGAAAUACACGUGGUAUUUUCACAUCAAAGUCGUGGGUCAAGUGCUUCUUGGGAUGAGCAUCACUAGCGAGACUGCUUCGCGGCCGGAUGAUGCCUGGGGAAGAAGGUGUUGUCUAUGGGAUUUGGAGUUGCCAGUGGGAGCCAUAGGUGUUUACACAUGCGAGCUUGUGGACAACACUAAGAAGAACUGGAUCCAAUUGACAGACCCGAAGGAUAAAAAAAGUACUCAUUAUUUUGACCAUGGAAACCUUUCGAAUGGAACGAUACUGCAUUACACGAUUCGCCUCUCAUUUCGGGAGUACGUCGUAAGCACCGAUUUCCACCCGGAACUUUUUGCGCAACAAUCCGAUAAACCGACCUACAUUAACGCAUACUUCUCAGAAGCACUGAACAUCAUUAACUUCGAUGUGGACGUACCGUACACGUAGAAGACGAGUUUACUCUCUGCAUUUACUCGUUUCCAGCAAUUCCGUAAUUAGCAAAAUGUGUUUUCUGAAAUAAACGAAUACUCCUAUUUCAAUAAAGUAUUAUCGCCGUUA